Colletotrichum aenigma is the source of this 726-nucleotide messenger RNA. RefSeq lists its product as uncharacterized. Lineage: Eukaryota; Fungi; Ascomycota; Sordariomycetes; Glomerellales; Glomerellaceae. Gene Ontology annotation, molecular function: catalytic activity. The record is from RefSeq and is a predicted model, not a curated record. The coding region runs from base 1 to 726 and encodes 241 amino acids. Gene Ontology annotation, biological process: nucleoside metabolic process. The transcript has a single exon.
AUGUCAGAUCCACUGAAAUACACGAUCGGGUGGAUUUGCGCGAUCAGCACUGAGUACGUGGCUGCUCGAGCUUUUUUGGACGUCACUCACGACCAGCCUGACUGCGUUUCCCCCCACGAUAGUAAUGAGUAUACUCUCGGAGAAAUGGGUAGGCACAAUGUAGUCAUUGCUGUGCUGCCGGACGCCGACUAUGGUUUAUCGACGGCGUCUGCAGUUGCUCGAAGCAUGCUAAGUCCUUUCCCAAAUAUCCGUGCCGGCCUCAUGGUUGGUAUUGCUGGGGGCGCACCUUUGGAUCUCCCCGGUCGGGACAUUCGCUUGGGAGACAUUGUGGUUAGUUCACCACGCGACAGGCAUGGCGGAGUUUUCCAAUACGACUUUGGCAAGACAAUACAAGGCCAGCCAUUCCAGCCAACACGCUUCUUGAACCAGCCCCCAGACGUUCUCAGAGCUGCGGUUACCGGUCUCAAAGCCGAAAUCGAAGAGGAAGGUCACGACAUCGAUCGUGAAAUAGAAAGAGUUCUUUCCAGAAAGCCAAGAUUACAGAAAAAGUACAGUCGGCCACCCCAAGAGACGGACAAAUUGUUCUGUAGUCACGUCGUCCACGGCUCAAGCAUCGAAAUGGAGGCCUCGGAAGACGAGAUCCUAGUGUUUAGGCCACAACGAACAGAUGAAGAAGACAACCCAGCAAUUUCUAUGGGCUCAUUGCCUCCGCAAAUCAGCUCAUGA